Messenger RNA from Ornithorhynchus anatinus (platypus), 2075 nucleotides. RefSeq names its product zinc finger CCHC-type containing 7 (gene ZCCHC7). Gene Ontology annotation, molecular function: zinc ion binding; nucleic acid binding. Lineage: Eukaryota; Metazoa; Chordata; Mammalia; Monotremata; Ornithorhynchidae. The record is from RefSeq and is a predicted model, not a curated record. The transcript is spliced from 10 exons. Bases 171 to 1871 code for a protein of 566 amino acids.
GGAAGCCGGAAAACCAGAGGUAUACUAUAGCGAGUCGUCCUCCUAGGGUCUUCCUGCCCUGCGGUAGCGACCCCGUCUCGAGUCAGUUACCCGGAUCCCCUUUUUUCGCAAGCACUGCUCUUAUGUGGAGACCACCAGUUUUGGGGCACCAGAGCUAAUCUCUUUCGAAGAUGUUUGGUGGAUAUGAGAACAUAGAAGCCUAUGAAAAUGAUCUGUACCGUGAAGAGUCAUCCAGUGAACUGAGUGUAGACAGUGAAGUGGAAUUUCAGCUCUAUAGCCAAGUCCAUUAUGCACAGAAUCUUGGGGAGAGCAGCAGGGAGAAACAUACGGAAGACAAAAGUUCCGGGAAUUUUGAGUCAGUUGGCCGUGUUAAAGAAAGCCAGAACAACCUAAUCAUCCUUUCGGACACCGACGUCAUCCAAAUUUCGGAUGGGCCGGAGAUCAUCACUCUGUCCGAUGAUGAAGAUAGUGUUUAUACAUGUAAAAGAAAGAACGCGGAAAAAACGGCUCAGGUACUGGAAGGCCCAGAUGAUUCGGUCCCCGAUAUUAUUGCACACAGUAGCCUCCGUUCUAAAGCGUCCACUGUCGAGGCCUCCAAAGCGGGCAGGUUUGCCGACGAGAAGUCCGAGACCGGGAAGAGAUCGCGGGUGAUCCAGGAGGUUCUGGUGGUAGGGGACAGUUCCGAUACCGAAGAGGAGCGCCCGGCCUCGGAAAGCGGAGACAGUGAUAAUGUAGAAAGCUGGAUGCUUCUGGGAUGUGAAGUGGAUGACAAGGAUGACAACAUUCUUCUCAACCUUGUGGGUUGUGAAAACCCUGUCAGCGAAGGUGAAAAUGAGGAGAACUGGUCCAUCAGCAAUAAAGAUAUAGAGGCCCAGAUAGGCAACAAAACAGCGGUGAGACAGAUCAACCGAUACUAUUCGGGGAACAAAAACGUUACCUGUAGAAACUGCAGAGAAAGGGGACAUUUGUCCAAAAACUGCCCUCUUCCACAGAAAAGUCCUACCUGUUGUCUGUGUGGGGUGAGAGGACACCUGCAAUACAACUGCCCAGCCCGACUUUGUUUAGACUGUUCCUUACCUGCGUCUUACCCUCAUAAAUGUUUUGAGAAACCUUCGUGGAAAAAGAACUGUCACCGCUGUGACAUGAUGGGCCACUAUGCUGACGCUUGCCCAGAAAUAUGGAGGCAGUAUCACCUAACGACCAGACCCGGACCUCCUAAGAAGCCCAAGACCUAUUCUGGACGAUCGGCCCUGGUGUAUUGCUAUAACUGCUCUCAGAAAGGCCAUUAUGGAUUUGAAUGCACCGAAAGGCGAAUGUUCAAUGGAAUAUUCCCCGCUUCACCGUUCAUCUACUCCUACGAUGGGGAAUAUGACAUCCGGAAGAGAGAGCAGAGGAUAAAAUGGAAAAUGGAAGAACUCCAGGAAGCCAGUGGGUUUCCAAGACAGUUCAAGAGGCCUCACCUAGAAGCAGAGGCAGCAGAUCAGGGUCACUACCGUAGGAUAAAGAGUCGUGCCGAAGACGAAGACCACAGGUGGCCUCGAGGAGAGAGAUAUUCCACGAAAGCGAAAAGUCAGGACCGAAACCAGAAACACCAAGAAAAGAAGCACAGGAAGAGGGUCCCAAAGAAUCAUGACGUGGAUGAGGACUUUCCCCGGGGACCCAAAACCCACUCUUCCCAUUGCGGUACCAAGACUCGAAAGAAAUCUCACCAUUCUUCCCACUUAGCUUGCCAAAAACUGAGUAGAAGAGAACAUCCCGAGGAGGGCAAGCAAAGGAAACGCAAGAAAAAGUGGGAAAGGGGGGGUGAUGAUGAUGUGGAUGAGAGUUUGUUCGUAAUCAAACAGAGAAAGAAGAAAUCUAAGUUUAACUGAGGUAGUGGCCUCAUCUGCCAAUACACUUUCUCGACUUUGUAUUAGGAAACAGAGUUGUAUCCCAACCUUGCGCAUAGGAAGGAAAAGCAAAGACAAUUUAGCUCCCCCGAUCUCCAUUGCUAAAUAUGAGUGCCUUACUAUCCUUGGUAAUGAAUCAGUCGUUCGAUAGGUUGGGGACAAAAGGGGUAAAUUGUGCAUUUUUUA